Elaeis guineensis (African oil palm) is the source of this 697-nucleotide messenger RNA. RefSeq lists its product as uncharacterized. The record is from RefSeq and is a predicted model, not a curated record. NCBI's taxonomy places the organism in Eukaryota, Viridiplantae, Streptophyta, Magnoliopsida, Arecales, Arecaceae.
UAUUUAGUCUGCUUCCAUUUUUUCUCACCAUGCUCACCAAAGCAAGCUCGCCUCCAUUCAUAUCUUCCUAAAGUUCCAAGUAUCCGCAGAGCAGAGAGAGAAGACAUGAGCUGUGCAAGCAAGGCUUCUUUGAUCGUGGCAGCGAGUAUGGGGGCAGUGGAAGCGCUCAAAGACCAAGCAGGUCUGUGCCGUUGGAACUAUGCCAUCAGAUCUCUCAACCACCAAGCCAAGAACAGCGUCGGUUCCUUCUCUCAGGCCAGGAGGAUGUCUUCUUCUUCUUCUAACAUUGAGAGGAGGAAAGGAAUGAAGUGGACUGAUGAGAAGGCCAAGCGAUCGGAGGAGGCGCUGAGAAAAGUCAUGUACUUGAGCUGUUGGGGUCCUAAUUAGGACUUCAGAAGCGGGGGAUAUCCAAAAAUAUAGCAAAUCUGUGUUUGGGUUUCUCUGCAUCAAAUUAUGUGAGAAAUUUGUAAAUAUGAGUCUUGAGAUAUACUACAAUUUUUGGAAACGGCCUUCUGUAUUUUUGUUUCCUCUGGAAUUGCACUCUGAGGUUUUAUUUCACUUGUGUGGUCAUGUGAUCUUUGAAUUUAGAUAUGAGUUUGAAAUCGAUGUAGCCCAGUCGAUAAUGGCUGUGGCAUUUGAUUUUGAUCAGUCCACAGGACCAAAUUGAGACACUCUGAUACUAAUACUUUAAUGGAUA